UUGGACCAGCAUGAACCUUUUUAAUCCAUCUUCUUGCGCAUGCGUCAUGGAGAGUACCAGAUGGUCCAAUCAGCUAUUUUAACAAACGCCAAAAAAAAUCCCUUAUUGUGAGUUCCUGAAGAUGGCGACCGCUCUGCUGGUGUCGGCUUCGGUUCCUACAAAUCCUGAAAAGGAAAAAUGUGUGGUGAUGAUUCAAAAGGUUCUGAGUCCUGAAGCUUACAUCAAGCAUCCAUUACAAAACAGGUGGGCUCUGUGGUUUUUCAAGAACGACAAAAGCAAAACAUGGCAAGCCAACCUGCGCCUCAUCUCCAAGUUCGACACGGUGGAAGAUUUCUGGGCAUUAUACAAUCACAUUCAGCUGUCCAGUAACCUGAUGUCUGGCUGUGACUACUCGCUGUUCAAGGAUGGCAUCGAACCCAUGUGGGAGGAUGACCGCAAUCGACGAGGUGGCCGCUGGCUGAUAACGCUCUCCAAGCAGCAACGCAGAGCGGACCUGGACCGGUUCUGGUUGGAGACGCUCCUGUGCCUCGUGGGCGAAGCCUUUGAUGACUCCAGUGACGACGUGUGUGGCGCCGUCAUCAACGUCCGGGCCAAAGGAGAUAAGAUAGCGGUAUGGACCACGGACUUCGAGAACAAAGAGGCCAUCACACACAUCGGGCGAGUGUACAAAGACAGAUUAGGAGUCCCGCCAAAAGUGGUCAUCGGGUACCAGUCACAUGCAGACACGGCCACCAAGAGCGGCUCCUCCACCAAGAACAAGUUUGUUGCCUGAUGACAGACGACCGCCAUCAUCAUCAUCAUCUUCAUCUUCAUCUUCUUCUUCUGUUUAAAUCUUCUCUAGUUUUUUCUUCUCCGUGAAUGUGACCGCCGCGUUCGUCCACAGAGACACAUCUGGAGCUUCCAUCUCGCCGUCUUUGUUGCCACGUUACCAAAGCCUUUGUUUACCAUUAAGGGGAGAUUCUGUGCCGUUACACAUGAAGCACUUUUUGUUGUUGUUGUUGUUGUUGUUGUUGUUGUUGUUGUUUGUGUUGCCGGGCUGAAGAAGGGUAAAAAAAAAAAAAAAAAAAAAAAAAGGAUUCUGAUGUCGAGAUUUGAUUUCAGCUGCGCUUGAAUAUAUUUAUGGAGACUUUGUUCUUUUUCUCCGUCCCUCAGUGUGAAGCGUUUAAUUUAAAAAAAAAAUGAAAAGAGGAAGAGGAUCAAACUGAGUCAAAGACACGACACCUCGGGUUACGACCCGUAGCGUUUAGUUUCAUACGUGUGAAGAUUCAUCACAAACAGUAACACAGCGGACUUCCUCCGAGUUAUUGUGAAAUCAGAUCAAAGAAAUUCAACCUGAACGUGCACAUUUAAAAUCCUUUGACAUGUCGGUGCUGCCGUCUCUCAGUUAGACUAACCAUUUAAAACCUCCUGCGUUCCUGUUAGAGCAGCUGGUGCUACAUUCAAGACGAGUA
This is a messenger RNA of Labrus mixtus (cuckoo wrasse), 1451 nucleotides long. It is a transcript of the gene eif4ea, whose product is annotated as eukaryotic translation initiation factor 4ea. Gene Ontology annotation, molecular function: RNA 7-methylguanosine cap binding; translation initiation factor activity. The transcript is spliced from 7 exons. Gene Ontology annotation, biological process: translational initiation. The coding region runs from base 122 to 772 and encodes 216 amino acids. The record is from RefSeq and is a predicted model, not a curated record. Gene Ontology annotation, cellular component: cytoplasm; eukaryotic translation initiation factor 4F complex. NCBI's taxonomy places the organism in Eukaryota, Metazoa, Chordata, Actinopteri, Labriformes, Labridae.